Molecule: messenger RNA, 1047 nt
Organism: Emiliania huxleyi CCMP1516
Lineage: Eukaryota; Haptophyta; Isochrysidales; Noelaerhabdaceae
Exons: 1
Coding region: 1-1047 (348 amino acids)
Cellular component (GO): centrosome
Source: RefSeq, a predicted model, not a curated record
AUGCCUGGCGACACGGAUGCGCGCUACGCCUUCGACACGGAGUGGUACGACGAGGUCGCCUGCCUCAAGCGCCACUUCUCGCUCCUCUACUUUGAGUCGGACGGCUCGGUCGAGAUGAUAGACAGCAAGACGCGCCGGACGUUCCUCAAGCGCUGCGUCUGCCCUGGUGUCACCCUCUCGGAUCUCCACGUCGGGUCGACGGUCACCGUCUACGCCCGCCAGCUCAAGGUGCUCGGGUACGCCGACGCCGUCACCGGGCGCCGCUUUGAGCCCGUCUCCGAGCGGACCGUGGCGUUCGUCACGACGGAAGCGCGGGCGCUCCUCGGCGAGGCGCUCGAGCUCGCUGCGGCCGCGUCGCUCGCGGUCUCCGAGCUGCGGGUGCUGUCGCUCUCGCCCUCGCAGGCCUCCUCCCUCUUUCCGCACGACAGCCGGGCUGCUGCGCGAGCGUGUGCUGGGCCACUGGUGGCCAUCGAGCUCAAGGGGGCGAGGGCGGUCUCGGCGUGGCGUGCCGCCAUCGCGGGGCGGGCCGGCGCCGAGGGCUCCGCCGACGGCGCCGAGGCGGCUGCGCAGGCGAAGCUCCUUUUUGGCGGAUCGGCGCCGCUCGCGCGCUGCGACCCUCGAGGCGGGCUGCUGCUCGUCAAGCCGCACGCGGUGCGCGGAGGGAGGCUGGGCGGGAUCGUGCGCGACGUGGUGGCCGCCGGCUUCGAGCUUGUCGCCGGCCGGAGCGCCGCCCUCUCCCGCGUCAACGCGUCCGAGUUCCUCGAGGUGUACCAGGGAGUGAGUCCCGAGGCGAGGGAGUGGGCGGAGGAGCUGUCGCAGGGCGGCUGCGUCGCGCUGCAGCUGGUGCUCACGGCGGAGCCGCAGCGCUCGGUGGCGGCGCUGCGCGAGCUGUGCGGCGCGCACGACCCGGCCGUCGCCGAGCGCAUCCACCCAAAGUCGCUGCGCGCCCGCUACGGCGAGGACAAGGUUCGGAACGGAGUGCACUGCACCGACCUGCCCGAGGACGCGCCGCUCGAGGCCGAGUACUUCUUCAGCCUGCUGCCCUGA